Messenger RNA from Aspergillus mulundensis, 6399 nucleotides. RefSeq lists its product as uncharacterized. The transcript is spliced from 6 exons. NCBI's taxonomy places the organism in Eukaryota, Fungi, Ascomycota, Eurotiomycetes, Eurotiales, Aspergillaceae. The record is from RefSeq and is a predicted model, not a curated record. Gene Ontology annotation, biological process: Golgi vesicle transport. Gene Ontology annotation, cellular component: Golgi apparatus. Gene Ontology annotation, molecular function: small GTPase binding. The coding region runs from base 1 to 6399 and encodes 2132 amino acids.
AUGUCCUCGACGCGCUCCGCUCCCUCGCGAAAGAAACGAAGUUCCACAUCGACCACUCUGGGCAUCCUCAAUAGCUUGAAGAGACCCAAAGCCACCGAUGAACGCGGAACGCAAAGUGCUCGCCCUGCUCGUCAAGUGCGCAAUGUCCCUAGAGCCCCGCGGAGAGACCUUUUUGACAUACCGCGAUCUCCUGGACCUGCACCGUCGCGAAGCUCGGCUAUUCAAUCAUCACCGUUGACCGCUGUUGAGCCGCUGAAUCGGCGGAAUACGCGCGCACUGCCGGAUAUCUGGGACAAUCCGUAUGAAGAAUAUGAUGAACCGAGUUUCUCUCUUGAACCAUCGCAAAGUCCAUCGCAAAGUCCAUCGCAAAGUCCAUCGCAAAGUCCAUCGCAACGUCCAUCGCAAAGUCCAUCGCACAAUCCAUCGCACAAUCCAUCGCACAAUCCAUCGCACAGUCCAUCGCAAAGCCCAUCGCAGAGUCCAAUCGCCGACUCAUUGCCGCCUGUCGCUCCUGAGCCCAGCGCACAUCGUUACUCUACGCGCCUAAGAGGUGUACAAAUUCAGAAUGAUGUACAGAGCAGUCCGCAUCGGACGUCAACUCGAGCUAAGCGAGCAGAGAUCGACUACCGUGAAAACGAAGAAUAUAUUGAGGAAGGGGAGUCAUAUCAGGCCUACGAGGAAGUUGACGAAGAAUCUGCGAGCGAGACCGGUGACCGAGAUAGUGUCUCGGGAGAAGAGGAUAACGAUCCCCUCAAAAUUGAACUCUUCUCAGAUGAAGAGGGAGACAUGACACCUUCGGCUCUCCAGCUUGGUGAGACUCUUAAACAGAGUGGGCAGUUCGAGUCGGCUUCAUCCACCCCUGCUAUUAAGAACGCAACUUUCCAGCGAGUUGCCAAGUCGAGCACCGAGAGUCCAAGAGUCCCGCAGAGUGCGGCGAAAUCGCACAAAUCUACUCCAACGGCGGCAGCACGAAACCCUUCGGUGGUGAUUAGCAGCCCUAAUAAAGUCCCAGAGACACCUCUAUCAAGGCGGCAAACGCGGAUUCGACCACAAACAUCGCAAGUACAAGAUGAUGAAGGUGACGUGGAAAUGGAUGAGCGCGCGGACAGAACAUUGAAUCGAGAUAGCGAUGUGGAAAUGGACAGCCGUGAUGACUUGGUAGUGGAGGACGGCGAUGAUAUUGGCUCUGAUGAUGGAGUUGAAGAUUCGGCGAAUCCAAAUGAUAGCUCCGACUCAGAUCUCUUUGUACGCCAGGACUCUCCGGAACGCCCCUCUUCGCCGACCACACGGUCUAAGAGUAGGAAAUCCCCGCAGGUAGCGAGUGGUCAAGUGGACCAGUCUGGCAAAUCAGUCCAUGCGCCAUCAUUAUUUUCAGAAUUUCCGGAGGCCUCGGAACCUCGUCGAAGACAGCCCACGGCAAAGGAUGCUCCGAGCGGACCACUACGGUCUGGUCGACUGAAUACGCAGUUGUCUGCCAACAUUGCGUCGAUGACUCGACAAUCGCCAGAGGAUUUGAGGUCCGGUAGAAGACGAUCGUCCCCGCAGAACUCACCGAGCAGCGCAACGCGGUCUGAUCGAAUGAAUGCACUUUCCACUGCCGACCGUGAGUCGGUGACUCGAGAAUCCACAGAGACUUCAAUGUCCCUCUUGCAGGACGCACCCAGAAGACGGCGGCAGUCCGAUGACAAUCAUGCAACUCAAUUGCACCAGUCGCCUCCAACACGCUCGACAAGCAGCUCUGCCCUUGAAGAACCGAGUGGAGCUCUAACAAGUCGGAGAAUACGGGGCCGACGCAGUCACUUGGUCUUGAAUUACACCGAUCACGAAAGCCCUGAACCAGAAAGCGGCUACCCUCAGAACAAAGAGGCCAUGAAACUAGGACAGCAACGGCAAAACCAGUGGAAAAUUCUCAUCCGCGAGGCGCACAGAAUGAAAAAACCUCUGGACCUGGCUUGGAGAGCACAGUUCGGGGAUAUUAUGGAGCCGAUUGACUAUCUACAACAGUGGUAUGAGGGGCUAUAUCAGCUUCCGGGGCCAGACCGAGCCUUGUGCACAAAGGAUGCACGUAAGCACGAGAGAUUGCUCAACGUUAUCUUGGAUCAGAGCAAUCGAUUACUAGACUAUGUUUAUGAUGCGGUUGUCGUGGACGGUAAACAGAAACAGGGAUGUAAGCUGUUCCAAAGAUUCGAAGCCUGCGUCCUACCAGCUAUCAUAGAGCUGGCUUUCGCCAUAUUUGACGCAUACCACUCAGAUCCUAAGCAAUUCUCUGAGAUAUAUGAUCAUCUCCAUGGUGCUUUGUCGGUGCUUCACUAUCUUUGCGAUCGGAUGACGAUCCUGACCAAGGAGCGAUAUGUCCGCUCCGACAAGACGCGAACCAAAAGUCUGCUGCGCCCCUUGCAAAAACUUAUGGAAGCUUCGGAGUCGGGCUUGCUUAAACCCAACGAGAUCCAGUUGCCCGACCGAGAUGUCGAAGAGGUCGUGUCGUCCGAUGAGGACACGCCAGUGUAUCUGUCCCGAACGCCGUUCACGGAUACUGAAGGUCGUGCUCUUAUGGAUGGCUUGUUCAAGCAUCAGGGUCCAGAAAGAUACAUCCAUAUCAUUAGGGAUUACAGCGAUGAGCUGGAGGGCAGAGCUAUAAGCGAGCUACGCGCCGAGGCACAAUAUCCUCGUGCAGCUAGCUCAUUGAGUGCCUCGGUUUUGCAAUUGGACGUUAGCAACGUGGUACGGGUACCUAUACGCGCAAUGUCGUCUGUGGAGGAACCUGUCGCCUCCGCUUCCCCGGCCGAGGUCUAUGCGGAGGAUGUGCCCCCCGCUACCCCCGUGGAAUCAAGUGCUAUCUCUGGCAGCGAGGAACCAGCCACAAGCCCAGAUACUUCCAAGGACAAGGAAAAUGUGAGGGCGUCUCCGGCUAAGAAGACCACAGCAACCACGACCAAGCGUCCAGUGUCCUCCGGAACGUCUGCCACAAAACGACCUACCUCGAUGUCCGGCCUCAAGACCACUCCAUCUAGCACUCGCACCCCAGGAACAAAUGGAAGCACCCUGGGGAAGCCCCCAACUCGCCCGACUACUACAUCUGGGACCAUUCGCAAGCCUCUGAGCACGUCCACUACUUCCUCCCACCGCUCUCGACCAUCACUCAGUUCAGCCGAUGAGAAGUCGCGAUCUGUAGCCAGUUCUGGUGAUGAGAAGCGGGGAAUCACUGGUUCUGCUAAGCGUAUGUCGCUUGCGGGCACCACCACCAGAGCCCCAGUGAAGUCAACGACCUCGACUCUGGAUCGCCGGUCCAGCAUUGCAUCCACCACCGGCGCGCGUACCUCAACUCUCUCCUCGACGAGACCUGCCACCAAGCCGACAACUACGACGACCCGACCCACCGCUUCUACGACGGCUGCAAGAACGACCACAAGACCAACAACAACUGCCACGAAGCGAUUGAGCGCCGCGCCCAAAUCUUCCGAAGAAGAUGCGGCUAAGUUACAAGCUCUUCAGACCCAACUAACGGAGAGGGAGGCUACAAUCGAGAGCCUCAAGGCGGAGCUGAAAGCUGUAAACGAGAAACUGGCACAUGCGCCGAAGGCCGAGUCAGCUGAAGGAACUGAGUCUGAGCAAAAUGACUCCACGAAGGCUCUCCAGGAGCAGCACGCUGCAGAGAUCAGCCAAUUGGUGGCCACUCACGAGGAGCAGAUCAAGGGCUUGCGCAUCCAACUCGAGGAAGCGGAAGCGAGGACGAAGGAGAUCGAGGAGAGGUCCCUGAAGGCUUUGGAGGACGCAUCCCAGGCGGCGGCUUCUCAGGGUGAUGAAAAGCUAUCUGCGGCUCUCGAAGAGCUGAAGAACUCUCAUAAAACCCAGCUCGAAGCUCUCGAAAGCGAGCUCGCAGCACAGAAGGCUGCUGCUGCCGGUUACGCCGAGCAGAUCGACUCUCUUAAGAUCGAACUGCAGUCCAAAUCGGACGGUCUGGAAGCGGCCACCAAAGGGUUCGAGACUGAAAAAGCGUCCGCCCUUGAGGAGUUACGUGCAGAGCUUCAGGCAGAAAUUGAAGAUUUGAAGCAAUCCAAGGCCGAGGCAAUCCGCUCCGCUGAAGAAUCCACCAAGCAGUCAAUUGCGACUUUGGAGGAGAAGGUUAACUCGCUUCAAUCUCAACUUGCAGCGGCCGAGUCCGCCACUACUCAAGGCCAGGAGCAGACCGCCGCCCAGCUUGCAGAGAAGGAGAAGGAGGUCGCCGAAUUGAAGGACGCCGUUAUUGCCGCCCAGGCACAGCUUGAACAGGCAGGGGAAAGUGCCGCAAAGGAUCUUGACGAGAAGCUGAAGGCUCUCGAAGCUGGUCACGAAGAUACGAUUGCCAAGCUCAAGGCACAUCAUGACGAGGCUCUAGCUUCUGCUGCCAGCUCGCACGCCGAUGAGCUUGCCAACGCAAAUGCUGCUACGGAAUCUCUCAAGGCACAGCAGGACGAGGCUUUGGCUUCUGCUGCCAGCUUGCACGCCGAUGAGCUUGCCAACGCAAAGGCUGCUACGGAAUCGCUCAAGGCACAGCAUGACGAGGCUUUGGCUUCUGCUGCCAGCUCGCACGCCAAUGAGCUUGCCAACGUUAAGGCUGCUACGGAAUCGUCCGGCGCAGCCCAUGCGCAGCAACUCGAAGAACUGCGUGCCUCUCUUGACAAGGUCAAGGAGGAUGCAGUAAACGAGCUACAGGCUACCCACCAAGGUGAAUUGCAGUCUCUGCAGCAGAAGCUUGAUGAUGCCGAAGAGUCUCUUCAGAAGACCCGCCAGGCUCUGGAGGAGGGCGCAACCGCUGCCCAAACCCAAGCAAUCCAGGAGAUCGAAGCUCUCAAGGAUAAGUGCAACACGUUAGAAUCACAAUUAUCCACUGGACAAGAAGAAAUCAAGGCCCUCCAGGGCGAGAUCCAGGCCAAGCAGGAGCAAGCUGACACACUCCAGCAGAAUCUUGUCACGUUCGAGACUAAGCUAAAAGCCAAGGAUGCGGAGCAGGAAGGUGAAAUCAAGGCUGCUCAAGAACGCGCUGCAGCGGCAGAGAGGGCUCUAGAGGAACAGAACCAGAGAGCCGAUGCUCUGUCUGAGGAACAUGCCAAGACGCUGGAAGCGUUGAAGGCCGAUCAUGCUGCAGAACUUGACAGAGUCAAAGCUGAUGCGUCCGGAUCGCUGCAGCAGGCGCUCGAGGAACUUCAGUCCAAGUACAAUGAAUUGCUGUCGAACAACAAUGACUUGGAGACCACCCAUGCAGGCAAGAUUGAGGCGCUCGAGACUGAACUUAAGUCUACCAUGGAGCGCGUUGCCUCGCAGAGUGCCGCCCAUGCAAAGGAGCUUGCUGACCUUCAACAACAGCAUGAGGAAGCCAAGUCCAAGCUGCAAACCGAACUACAAGCAUCACUGAGCUCCAAGGCUGCCGAGGCAGACUCCGAGCACAACAGGGCCAUUGAGGAGCUCCUCACGCUCCAAGAAUCCAAGCUUUCCGGCCUUCGCGCAGACCUGCAAUCCUCGCACGAAGCCAAGCUUGAUGAGCUUCGUACGGCCCACGAUGCUUCUCUUGCAGACCUUACUACUCAACUCACUACCGCUCAGUCCGCCGCUCAGGAUACUUCCAUUGUGGAUGGUUUGAAGGAAGCCAUUGCCGAGCUGGAAAAGAAGCUGGCCACUGCCGAGCAGUCCGCCACCGAUUCCAAGACACAGCAUGCCGCCGAGCUUUCUCUUAUUGAAAAGGACAAGAAUGAGUGGGAGCAGAAACACCAGGCAACGACCGCUCGUGUCGAAGAGCUUGAGAGGCUUUUGGCCGCUUCUCAAGGCACCCAGUCGGACUUGGAGACCGCGUCGAAGCAGAUCCUCGCCACUCAGGAGGAGCUGUCGCAGCUCCGGACCAAGUAUGAUACUGUUGCCAAACAACUAGACGAAUCAAGGUCGCACAACACUGCGACUGAGCAAAGGCUUGCCCAGGGCGAAAAGGAACUGAAUGCUCAGAUCGACAAAAACAUGAACCUUCUCAACCAGCUGGGUGAAGUCGAGUCGUCCAUCCACGGCAGCCGCAAGCAUAUUCGAGAACUUGAAGCCGAACUGGCAGCUCUGAAGGCUGAUAAGGACACAUUGAAGCCAAUCAACGUGGGGUUGGAAGGCAGCCGAUGGGCAACAGAUGAUGAGUCGCCGGCCGCCGAGAAUAAUCAGGCAGCCACAGUGGAAGGUGAGGACAUUGGUUCAUCGAUCGAGGGAACGAUGGCCAGCAUCCAGGAACAGCUUAAACACAUUAGGUCAGCCAAUGACGACUGGUAUGACGAGCAUCGUCGACUCGUUGGCGAACUAGCACAAGUGUCACGACGAGCGACGCCCAAUCCCCCCAGCCAGUCUGCGACACCACAGCCCGAAACGGCGAUCGAGGUCGCCUCGCAAUGA